Rhagoletis zephyria (snowberry fruit fly) is the source of this 1547-nucleotide messenger RNA. The record is from RefSeq and is a predicted model, not a curated record. Lineage: Eukaryota; Metazoa; Arthropoda; Insecta; Diptera; Tephritidae.
AUGAAACGCAUCGGCUUUCACAAAAACAUUCUCCGGCUUUACCAAGUAAUGCAAUCAGAUCGACAUGUGAUGCUCGUCACCGAGUACUGCGGUGGGGGAGAAAUAUUUGACCAACUAGUAGCCAAUGGGCGAAUGACGGAGAAGAAUGCUCGUCUGUACUUUCAUCAAAUCAUCGAUGCCGUCAUCUACCUCCACUCCACCGGGGUAGUUCAUCGAGACUUGAAGGCGGAAAACCUCUUGCUCACCGCCGACUACAAAUGCGUCAAACUAGCAGAUUUCGGAUUUUCCAAUUACUACUCUCACGAUAACUUUCUCACAACCUGGUGCGGCUCGCCACCUUAUGCGGCCCCUGAGCUUUUUGAAGGCAAGCAAUACAACGGCCCCAAGGCGGACAUUUGGUCACUUGGGGUGGUACUGUACGUUCUUGUCUGCGGGGCGCUACCAUUUGAUGGCAACACACUGCAGUCACUAAAGUCCCGCGUGCUGUCGGGCAAAUUCCGCAUACCGUACUUUAUGUCUUGUGAUUGUGAACAUCUCAUUCGACAUAUGCUCAUCACCGAUCCCGAGAAGCGGUACACUCUGCAGCAGAUCAAGCAGCACAAGUGGAUGCGGGAAACGGUACUUGGCGGCAGCAGCGGCAACAGCAGCAGCAGCAGUAGCGGCAGCAGCACUGCCACCGUCGCCGUGGAACAGGCCUCGGAAAAGCUAAGCGAUGAACUCCAGAACUGUCACAUAAGCGGCGAAUCGGCCGCAAACAUCGCCAGUAGUGGUGAUGGUGGUGCAGGUGCCGCCAUGAGGAGCGACGAACUGGACACCUCCAUAGUGGACUGGAUUGCCUCCGAGUUGAACGUCGAGCCGGAGGACGUCCUGGAGUCCAUCAACUCUCGCCUCUUCGACCAAUAUUACGCACUCUAUCAUCUCGUCAAUGAUUCUAGUCAUUGUUCAUCGCUGUCUGCGCCCCCGUCGCCGCCAUUACUCCCGAUAAUUCCGUCCUCUAAUCAGCGCAAGUCCAGCAUCACCACUGGCAUUGUUGAGCGGGAAUCCACUCCAACCAGCUUGACGCCCAAUGUCUCAAACUUUCGUCGGCACACCUUCGGUCCUGACACUAACGCCUCAUCUGUUAAUUCAAAUUCUCAAAACCAACUCGUCACACCACCGCUUCUAUUCCUAACGCCGCCCAUGGUGGCCAGUACGAUCGCACCUCCGAUUGCCAAUCUUCCCUUCGCACCACCCAACUAUCCCAUCACCAACAUGGACCUCCUUCGACCGCCUCCAGUGCUACUCAUGGUCAACAACAACAUGGGCCGGAGAGCCUCGGACGGGCAAGCGAACUACACGCGAGCUUUAAUCGAAGCCACACAGGGCCCCUCAACCAGUGCUUCCACCUACAACUUCACCACAAACAAGGCUACCACUUCGCAUCAAUCUUCGCCACCAGUCAGUUACUUUAAGCGAAAGCGACACUCGCUAACUGACACCAACGAAAUUGUUUCUCGCCAGCGGAGAUCAGGGUUGACUAACGUCGGCGUCAGUAGCACAAUGGAAAG